AUGGCACCCGGCGGCGAUAAACGCGCGAGGGCGGCGAACGCGGCGAUGAAGCGGACGGACGACGACGUCGCGAAGCUCAAGCGCGCGGCCGCGCGCGGGUGCGAGCGGUCGAAGAGGGAGCUUACGAGCCAGGCCCAGUGGCUUUCUUCUGAGGCCUUCUUCGCGUAUUUUCGCUGGCUCGUAUUUUCGCUGCGGUCUGCUGAGAGUGGCGAUAACGUCCAGCAGCCGGCAGAAGACCUCGAGCACCAGAGAAAGGCGUUCAAGACGUUCAAGGAGAUCGCGGAAGGGGAAUAUAAGUUUAGCACCAAGGAUAACUGGUACACGUACGGACUCGCGGUGUUCAUGCGCGGCAAGUUUCUCCUCGAAGGCGUCGGCGUGGAGAAAAACUACGAAGAGGGACUCCGGUGGGUUCACAAAGCCGCGGACGAGCUCGAUUGGUUCGAUGCUCAGCUCUACCUCGCGGACGUAUAUUGGGAUGGUGUUGGUCCCGCGAGGGACAUCCUGAAGCAUCAGCGCUACCUCGAGAAGGCUGCGGGAAACAAGAGGGGCGAAGACGACGGAAACGAGCUCUACAAAAUUCGCAAAGCCCUCAAGUGA
Molecule: messenger RNA, 597 nt
Organism: Micromonas pusilla CCMP1545
Lineage: Eukaryota; Viridiplantae; Chlorophyta; Mamiellophyceae; Mamiellales; Mamiellaceae
Exons: 2
Coding region: 1-597 (198 amino acids)
Molecular function (GO): protein binding
Source: RefSeq, a predicted model, not a curated record